CACGUGUAACAAACAGAUGGUCCGCAUUCUCAGGUCCGCAUUGGUGCUCUUGAACUCAGGUGGAUGCCUAUUAUCGAAAAAGGGUUGCUGCACUUAUACCUUCUAGAUACCAGUCUUUGUGAAAGUAGCAGUGGAAUCAGAAGUUGUAAAAGUUAUCAAAAUACGUUUUGAGUAGAACCGUCUCACCUUUGGUUGAUUGAAACCAAGUUCCGGCACAGCAAUGGCAGAGGACAACUCCUGGGUGUUUGAUUCGUUGGUGUGCUUCUUGCAUGGUCCGGUUUGGAAUGCACCACUCCAAACUUUCAUCGAGGACAAAUCGAUUAUUUUCGAUCCGAACGUGAAACCCGACGAGGGCAAUCCCGAGUUCCGGAAGGUCCAUGACGAGUACAAAAAUCUGGUCGACUACAUGCUCGGUUCAUUCAUGGAGGAAAUGCAAAUCACGCCGGAACAGUUCGAGUUUGCCUGUCUGGAAGGUCGCAAUUCAGCGGCCAUGUCCCAGUCCCCGGCCCACAACAAUGACGGUGACAAGCAGGGUUCGUCUUCGUCAUCGUCCUUUUCAUUCCACCAAGGAUUGUUUCAGCAGAUUUGGGCAGCCAACGACAUUCGCAUAUUUAUCCGCAUGAUGACGCAACGGAAUGUGGAAAUACAGUUGCAGGCAUUGGAUUUGAUCGAACGGAGACAGGCCUCUCAGUCGUCGGUGGAAAAGGACGAUUUAGGGUCGCAGCCGCUGACUGUCGAGGGAGAGGAAGACCAGAAAACGGCCAUCGCUCAGACCGAAGGCAUUGGGAAUUCGGCUACUGAAGAGGAAAUUGAACAGGAUAUCAUCAAAUCUGUGGACGAUGAGGUGAAGGAGACGGCCUCGUUCGCAGCGAAAUCCAUCGGCGAGCCGGUGGAUGACGACAUCUUGCAAGAAAACAGUGAUAAAUUCCAACGGUUGAAUUUGUUUUUCGAGCAGGAAAGGAAUGUCCUCUAGGAGACUUAAUGUGAC
Aedes aegypti (yellow fever mosquito) is the source of this 988-nucleotide messenger RNA. RefSeq names its product cilia- and flagella-associated protein 36. Gene Ontology annotation, cellular component: axoneme; ciliary base. The coding region runs from base 221 to 973 and encodes 250 amino acids. The record is from RefSeq and is a predicted model, not a curated record. NCBI's taxonomy places the organism in Eukaryota, Metazoa, Arthropoda, Insecta, Diptera, Culicidae. The transcript is spliced from 4 exons.